UAGUACUAUCAAGUAUUCUCUGUUUGCGUGUGCGCGACUUUCAUCAAUCAUUUGUUAUCAGUCCCUCACCUGCCAACUCCCACUGACUAAAAAUGGCUGACCGAACUUCCAACCAAACUACUCCCCUCCUCCGCCGCAACUGGUGGCGCAGCCACCUCUCCGCCGCUCCAUUCGCCGGCUCCCUCCGCCUGAAAACCUCUCUACUCUCCGAACUCGGCGGCUCCGUUGGUGACUUAGGCACUUACAUCCCUAUCGUCUUAGCACUCACUUUAGUCAGCAAUCUCGAUCUCAGCACUACACUUAUCUUCACUGCAUUCUACAACAUUAUUACUGGUGCUAUUUUCGGUAUCCCUAUGCCUGUUCAACCCAUGAAGUCCAUUGCUGCUGUUGCCGUUUCUGAGAUACCUCAUCUUACUGUUCCUCAAAUUGCUGCUGCCGGAAUUUGCACUGCUGGUACUCUUUUCUUCCUUGGAGCUACUGGACUUAUGUCCUUCUUCUACCACUUCAUUCCUCUCCCUGUUGUUCGGGGUGUUCAGCUUUCUCAGGGGCUUGCGUUUGCAUUUACGGCGAUCAAGUAUAUACGGUAUGACCAAGACUUUAAUACUACAAAGGCUAGUACGACGAACCCACGUCCGUGGCUUGGCCUUGAUGGACGUAUUCUGGCUCUUGCUUCCAUAUCUUUUCUUAUACUCGUCACUGGCUCUGGUGAAGUUGUUGAGGACGAGGAGGAGGAGGAUGGGAGGGAUGGUAGAGUUCGUCGUAGAUUACGAACAUUGUCAGCAAUUCCGGCAGCUCUUAUAGUGUUUUUGCUGGGAUUGAUCCUCUGUUUCGUUCGGGAUCCUUCAAUCAUUCAUGAUAUUAAAUUCGGCCCAUCGAAGAUUCAUAUCUUGAAAAUCACAUGGGAGGAUUGGAAAAGUGGGUUUUUACGGGGCGCGAUUCCCCAGAUUCCGUUAUCCGUGUUGAAUUCGGUGAUCGCUGUGUGUAAAUUGUCAGCUGAUUUGUUUCCAGAGAGGGAAGUGUCAGCUACAAGAGUUUCCGUGAGUGUUGGACUAAUGAAUUUGGUUGGUUGUUGGUUUGGAGCAAUGCCGUGUUGCCACGGGGCAGGAGGACUGGCUGGACAGUAUAGAUUUGGUGGGAGGAGUGGCGCGUCAGUGGCGUUUCUUGGACUGGGGAAACUGGUUCUUGGUCUGGUAUUUGGGAGCUCAUUUGUGAGGAUUUUGAGUCAGUUUCCUAUUGGGAUACUUGGGGUGCUGCUGUUGUUUGCUGGGAUUGAAUUGGCUAUGGCAUCAAGGGAUAUGAACUCAAAGGAAGAAUCUUUUGUCAUGUUGGUUUGCGCGGCUGUCUCAUUGACGGGUUCCAGUGCUGCACUGGGAUUUGGGUGUGGUAUUGUGCUGUUUCUGCUGCUGAAAUUGAGGCAUUUGGACUGCUUUGAUAGUUGCUUUGGGAGAUCAAACUCCAGGUCCAACAUUGAUGGAACUAGUCUCAAUCUGUAAGGCGUUUAUAAAGAUAUGGAUUUCUUUGAGAUAUUAUUUAUGUUCAUAUGCUAACUUGUGUAUCUUUUAUUGCAUCAGUACAAUAUCUUUUGUUUCUUGAGCUACUACCUAUAAUAAUAUAUGUAUAUCUUUGAUAUUAUCAACCAAAAAGUAAAUUAAAAAAUUGUGUGUUUGUUUGA
Capsicum annuum is the source of this 1672-nucleotide messenger RNA. Its product is annotated as molybdate transporter 2. The record is from RefSeq and is a predicted model, not a curated record. Gene Ontology annotation, molecular function: molybdate ion transmembrane transporter activity. The transcript has a single exon. The coding region runs from base 93 to 1493 and encodes 466 amino acids. Lineage: Eukaryota; Viridiplantae; Streptophyta; Magnoliopsida; Solanales; Solanaceae. Gene Ontology annotation, biological process: molybdate ion transport.